Messenger RNA from Glycine soja, 2170 nucleotides. RefSeq names its product calmodulin-binding receptor kinase CaMRLK-like. The transcript has 2 exons. The record is from RefSeq and is a predicted model, not a curated record. Bases 100 to 2097 code for a protein of 665 amino acids. NCBI's taxonomy places the organism in Eukaryota, Viridiplantae, Streptophyta, Magnoliopsida, Fabales, Fabaceae. Gene Ontology annotation, biological process: protein phosphorylation. Gene Ontology annotation, molecular function: ATP binding; protein binding; protein kinase activity.
AACAAUAGACCAGAACAGCCCACGAUCUGUUUAUUUUCCUCUCUUUCUUUCUUUCUUUCUUCCUUAUCUAGGACAGAAAAACCAAAACCGUAGAGCAAAAUGAAGCCCCUUUUUUGCUUAUUCUUGAUUCUUGUGUCGCUAUUUUCUCUGGUGGAAUCUUCAUGCAACAACAUCAGUGAAGAGCACGACUUGUUGUCAAAGGCUUUCAAAUCAGUCUCUGGCUUCAACGCUUCCUCCUCCUCGUUCCAAACCAACAACUGUUUCCAAACUCACAUCAUCACCAGAAUAGUGCUUCCAUCCCAAAACCUCAGUGGAACAAUCUCAUGGGGUUACCUGAGGAACAUGUCCAAGUUGCAGGUUAUCGAUCUCUCUGGCAAUGCCUUACAAGGUCACGUGCCAUGCUGGUUUUGGUCGAGUUCAUCCUUAUUGGAAAUAAACCUCUCUAGAAACAGGUUCGGAGGGAGCAUCCUUAAACCCACAGCAGAAAACACCUCGUUUUCGUUUUCAUCCAUUAAAACACUCAACCUCUCCCACAACAGGUUUACUAAUUCAAUCCAACUUUCUGUUUUCCGAAACCUUAAGAUCCUCGACCUUUCCCACAACAACCUGGUCACACUUCCUUCCGGGUUUCAAAACCUCACCAAACUACAACACCUUGACCUCUCGAGCUGCAAUCUUCAAACCAACAUAAAAGCCAUUUCCUCUCUUGACUCCCUUAACCACUUGGACUUAUCAAACAACAACUUCACCGGUAAUUUCCCUUCUGAUUUCCCUCCACUCACCACCCUCAAAUUCCUCAACAUCUCGUUCAACAACUUCACCUCAUCAAUUAGCGUAAACAGGCUCACUAGAUUCGGUAAAUCGGCUUUCGUCCACGCUGGCAGCAACUUCACCUACGACAGUACGAAAAACUCAACACAAGAAGAAGCCAUCACUCACAAGCGAAAGUUCAAAACGCUGAUUGCUGCAGCGUCAUCAGCAAUUGUCCUAAUUCUCUUGUCCAUAUGGGCACUCCGCAUUGUGAUUCAGAAGAGGAAGCAGAGCGCCAAGAGGAACAAGUGGGCGAUCUCGAUGCCGGUCCCACAAGGGAUGACGAUGACGAUGAUAAUGAAAUCAGGGCCGUUCGCGUUCGAGACCGAAUCAGGGUCAACGUGGGUGGCUGACCUGAAGGAACCGUCUUCGGCGCCGGUAGUGAUGUUCGAGAAGCCGUUGAUUAAUCUGAGCUUCAAGGAUCUCAUUGUUGCCACGUCACACUUCGGGAAGGACUCGCUGCUGGCGGAGGGAAGGUGUGGGCCCGUGUACAGAGCCGUGCUGCCCGGGGAGCUCCACGUGGCAAUCAAGGUCCUGGAACACGCCAGAGACGUUGAUCAUGAUGACUCCGUGGCCACCUAUGUUGACCUCGCAAGGCUCAAGCACCCCAACUUGCUGCCCCUCUCCGGUUACUGCAUUGCAGGUAAGGAGAAACUGGUGCUGUACGAAUACAUGGGAAACGGAGACCUAGGAAGGUGGCUACACGAGCUUCCAACUGGAGACACCAACGUGGAGGACUGGACAGGCGACACGUGGGAGAUUCAAAACGGCGUCGUCGACGAUGGAUCCCCAGAAAAGAUGGGGUGGCUCACACGACACCGUAUCGCAGUGGGCAUAGCGCGUGGCCUCGCGUAUCUUCACCACGCGCGUUCCAAGCCCGUGGUGCACGGCCACCUCGUCACCUCUAACAUUCUCCUCGCCGACGACUUCGAGCCUCGGAUCGCCGAUUUCGGGUUGCGAUCCGACCCGAACCCGAGUUCUGGCACUGAGGACGACGUGUACUGUUUCGGGGCGGUGCUGGUGGAGCUCCUGACGGGGAGGGAGAGCACGGCGGAGGCGGUGGCGGCGGCGCGGAAGGCGGUGAGGGAGGGGCACGGCGUUAGGGUUUUGGACGAGAGGCUCCGACUCGGGGGUGACUCGGUGGUACUGAGUCAGAUGGUGGAGACUCUCCGAGUCGCGUUUUUGUGUACGGCGGAGAGCCCUUCGAAGAGGCCCACAAUGCAACAGGUUUUGGGUAUGCUCAAAGACAUUGGACCUCAUCACCACCACCAAAUCAACUCGUCCUGAGUUGACUCGUCAAAGACGUUUUAUUUUAAUGUUGUUGUCAUUAUUAUGCUGUAUAGACUCAUUUUUUGGGGGG